Molecule: messenger RNA, 557 nt
Organism: Prunus avium (sweet cherry)
Lineage: Eukaryota; Viridiplantae; Streptophyta; Magnoliopsida; Rosales; Rosaceae
Product: transcription factor PRE6-like
Molecular function (GO): protein dimerization activity
Source: RefSeq, a predicted model, not a curated record
GUUGGCCUCGUACUUGAACUUCCCCCCCUCCCCUAGACAUUUCAUAGCGAGAAGGAAAAUAAGCAAAGUGUUUUCUUUCCUCUCACCUUCAUAUCAGCCAUGUCAAGCAGAAGAUCAUCCUCAAGAGCUUCUAAACUCGCAGAUGAUGAGAUUAAGGAGCUCGUCUUAAAAUUAAAACCUCUGCUACCCCAGCUUGAUCAUAGGCGCAACGCAUCGGUAUCAGCAUCAGGCAUUUUGGAAGAAACUUGCAGUUACAUAAGGAGGCUGAAUAAAGAGGUGGACGAUCUGAGCCAAAGAUUAUCUCAACUCCUGGAUUCUGCAGACAUCACUGAGGUUGAUGAACAGCUUAUUAGAAGACUUUUCCAACAUUAAUAAUGCCUCUCUCUCUCUCUCUCUCUCUGUGUGUCUCUGUGGGCUGCCUAUUUUAAUCAAAUGUCUUAAUUUGGUUGGACUUUCCAACCAGUGAGAGAUAUUGAUUAAUUUAUCAGAGGAAUAUGAUAUAUAUAUUUUAUUUAUGUUUUUUUUUUUAAAUUUCUGAAGUGUACCCUAUUCCCAUC